CAGCCAUCCAGCCAUUCAUCCAGCCAUGUCGUCAACGAAAACGGCAGUUCCCUGGAUGAAUUGAAGGAAACAUGUGAGCCUUAAAUACUCGCCCACUCCCUUCUCAAGGUCCUCAUUCCGUGAGCACCUUGGUCGCUAUCGAAUCAUUUUCCCCAAUCAACACACGCCAUCCAAUAACGCCGAAAUGCCUUUGACCGGUCACUGCCUGUGCAAGGCUGUCACCUACUCUGCUGACGUCGACCAGCCUGCUCUGGUUGCGUACGAUCAUUGUGAUGACUGCCAGCGUCAGAGCGGGUCAACCUACUCCCUGGUUGCUGUGGUCCCCAAGGCAACAUUGACCAUCAACGGACCUGUCAAGACUUGGUCCGGCAAGGGAUCUUCCGGUAAUGCGGUGCACCGUCUUUUCUGUUCGGAAUGUGGGUCGCCUAUCGCCCAUGACCCGGAUGCUGCCCCGGAGAUCAUUGCUCUGAAGGCGGGGACUUUGGACACGGAGAUUAAGAAAACCCUGAAGCCUGUAUGUUGAUGCCCUGUCAUGUCGUCGCCUACUGAUCUUUCUAGGACACCGAGAUCUGGACUGUCAGCAAGCUUCCAUUCUGCCAGGAGCACCUGGCCAAGCCUUUCGAGCAUAUGCCUCAGUGAGCUGCUUAUGGAGUAUGGAGAUAUGAUGACGAUGAUAUCAGAUGUAGUUAAUACGAAC
This is a messenger RNA of Aspergillus sclerotioniger CBS 115572, 697 nucleotides long. Its product is annotated as GFA family protein. Bases 185 to 523 code for a protein of 112 amino acids. Lineage: Eukaryota; Fungi; Ascomycota; Eurotiomycetes; Eurotiales; Aspergillaceae. The transcript is spliced from 2 exons. The record is from RefSeq and is a predicted model, not a curated record. Gene Ontology annotation, molecular function: carbon-sulfur lyase activity.